CGGGCAUUAAUGUGUUUCAGCUCAGCGUGUAAUGGUGUUAAAAACCAACUUUUGGACUGGUGAAGGCAUUUCAGAGUUCCGCGGCUUUCCCCCCCAUAACCAAGUUUACGUGUACGUACCGUUCACUUCUAGCGAUGACAUUGACAGCUGAGAGCAGCUCCCCAGGUGUCACUACCGGAUUUAUUUUGACCUUUAGGAUGAGAUAACCGCGUUGCGUUGACUGUUUUUGGUCAGUCCUCGUAUAAAUUUAAAAAAAAAUUGUAGCAUUAAAAAAAUUAAAUUAAAUCAUGGCUCUACUUUGCGGAAGUCUUUUCAGGAGCAGUCAUUUCAGUUUGCUUUCGUCGCAUCUUAUCGGGAACCUCCGGGUAUGCAGACGAGCUGUUUACCCUCAGAGCAGUUGGCGAAAUACCAUACGCACAUCUGUACGCUUGAGAGCUUCUUUGAGUGGACGGACAACGAGUUAUCAGAUUUACUCCAAAGCCACUGCUCCUCUUCCCUGCGGUCCUGUCCUGACCCCAUGUGGACACUACUUCCACACUUCUGCCCGCCUGAGGGCCCUGCCUGCUCCCCUCAUAUGGAUGAUAAUCAAACCUCUGCAAAAGAUUAUGGCUAUAAUACUGGGCAGGAGCAUAAGGAAGUGGUGGGUGGCCUUACCAGACAACCGGCGGCAGCUGGUGCGCAAAUAUGCAUGGCAGAAGCGCUGGCAUCUAGCAGGGGGUGCAGGUGUUGCUAUUAUGAUUGUAGCCCUCUUUCUCCUAACGCACCUUGACGAGUCCCCGCUGACAGGACGGACCCGCCUUCUUGUGUUCAGUAAAGAGAACUACAUGGAGAUGGCAGCUCUGACUUCAGAUGCGUACAUGGAGGAGUAUGCAGAGCUGCUUGUUCCAGUCACUGACCCUCGUCACCAGGUGGUGGAGCGGGUGGUGCAGCACCUGGCACAAAGGAACAAGGACAUCCCUGAAGUGUCUGACAUCAGCUGGACUGUCCAUGUGGUGCAAAGUCCCAGCGUUAAUGCCUUUGUACUACCGAAUGGAAAUGUCUUCAUGUUUACUGGAAUGCUGGAAGCCAUUGCAGAUGUUCACCAGCUCACUAUUAUACUGGGACACGAGAUGGCUCAUGCCUUACUGGGGCACGCUGCAGAACAGGCCAGUGUGUCUCAUGUCCUGGAGCUCCUGUCUGUUGUUCUCUUGAUAGCCAUCUGGGCCAUGUGUCCUCACGACAGCCUGUCAAUGCUGGGACACUGGGUACAGGGCAAGCUUAGAGAGCUGCUGUUUCAACGCCCUUUCAGUCGGAAACUGGAGGCUGAGGCAGAUCAAGUCGGAUUGCAAUUGGCUGCUAAGGCAUGUGCCGAUGUGCGAGCAGGACCUGUAUUCUGGCAGCAGAUGGAACUCAGAGACCAACUAUCAGGAGAGCCCACCUUGCCUGAAUGGCUGUCCACACACCCAUCGCACAGGAACAGAGUCGCUCAGCUGGACCGUCUCAUACCAGAGGCUCUGGAGCUGAGGGAAAGAUGCGUCUGUCCUGCUCUGCCUGCUACUGAUCCUCGUGAUGUUUUCUCCAAGAGCGUCCGUGUGUUGCUGGAAAACACCAGGGAGCAGAGGAGUGAAGGGCCAGAGAGGGGAGACAAACCUCUGUUGACCCGCAGCCCCACCUCAGUCCCCACAAGACUGCCUGCAGCAUUCCUUGCCCAAACUGCACUUCCUUCUUCCCCAGAUGCAGAUCAUUUAAGCAAAGGCCCGGUCCCAGCUGCAGUUCCAGAGAGAGUUAUGGCAGCCCAUGCCACUGCUACUGCUGCAGAGGAGGGAUCCCAGCACGUAUUGCAGAGCACCAGCUGACAGGGGUGUUAAAUCAUCACCAACUUCCUUGAAUAAACUUGACUGACUAUAGUGGAGUAUGAACUGCAGCUAGAAACCUUUCUCUUAUUGUCUAUUAAAUUGAAAAAAAUGCACCUGAGUGCGUAGGUGCUAAAAGGGUUAAAUUCUCACCCACCAUUGCAGAGACUGCAGAUACCACCACAAUCGAGGGUGGAGCUGGCGGUUGUUUUACAAAGGAAGUGACUGCAGGUCAUUAUAUAAAUCAGUAGAAAAUUGAGGUAAAAGGCUGACAAUGAUAAAUCAAGAAUUUUAUCCAUGCCUAAUGACUACAAAGAUACCACAUUAAUGAGAUAACCUUGAAUAGGAAAAUACUGAAUUAAUUAGCUUCCAUACAUUGCCAGAUUAAUAUGUGCAUUAUUCAUUGACACACGGCAACAGACGAGAGUAAGCACUUACGUGUGCUUGUUGGAGGCAGCGUCCAUGGCAUCCAGAGGACAUCUACAUUCUCAUUAUGACUACUGCAUUCUCAUGCCACACGCACAGCACUUUAUCUGUUUUCUAGCCCGGGGGACUUAAUGGUGUAAAUUUAUGCUGGGUUGUUUGCAGGUUUUAAAACACAGCGCUCUGCACGGGAAUGCCAAUAUCAGCCGUCAAGCUUUGAGAAAUCUUUCAUGGGAUUUUGUAAAAUCUUAUUUAACAAGGCAAGUUGACUGAGAAAACAUUCAUAUUUACAACAACAGCCUGCAGGAGAAGUCAUACUGUGAAGAGGGGAGGGCAGUUAUGGUUCAAAUCUUGGUAAUGUUUUAUGUGUGUGUGCGCGCGGAGACGAAAUGGUACGCUUGGUUACACUGUAAAAUCAAAAAUGAUACUACUAUGUUUUUUUUGGGUGGGGAGGUAAAUUAUUUUAUUUGUGUCACGCUUUUUAGGCACCGAACCUGAACUAGCCUCCAAAAACAACAGUUGGGAGUCUUACACCUGCUGUGGAGGCUUUCUCUUACAGGACAAAACGCAGGGUAGGUCAAUAUUAGGGUCGGUUUCUCCUUUAGAAUAAGUGGUCAGUCCAUAACAAGCCAAUGAAAAGCACAUAUUGGUUUUUGCACAUUCAUAACUCAGCGGAUAUGUAUUCUGUUUGCAGGUGGCUAGCAAAUAAAAUUCAAACUUGGAUAUCUCUUUUUUCUGCUUUAUUCUAAAAUCUAUAAAUUGACAUCGAUCAAAGGGGCGCAUACAGCAACACAAACAAAUGUAAUAUGGAUGUGCGUAAAAUUAUCAGCCUGUGUGACAUUACGUAAGGGAACAUCAAACGCCUCGCAACGUCACACCAACCAAUUAGAUUCUGGGGUGAAAGAUGAGUUUCUUUUGAAGUGUUCGUAUGUGCGUGUGGCGGCAGCGGUUUACUUAUUGAUGCUUGGCUCCUGGGGAAUAUCCUUGUUGUCUGUUCACAGCUGAUCAGAGAGAUGUAAAGUUUUGAAAUCUCAUUGACCACAUUAUGCAAAGCCAGUUGUAAUCAAAUGAAAGCUACUAGAAUAUCCAUCAGUCAGCCUCAUUGCAGCUCUUUUGUAAUGUCUGCCAACUGCUACAAGUUGUAGCUUCUUGAAUACGAGAUCAAUUUUGUGUAAAUUAUGUGUAUUAAACAGC
Pelmatolapia mariae (spotted tilapia) is the source of this 3449-nucleotide messenger RNA. RefSeq names its product OMA1 zinc metallopeptidase (gene oma1). Gene Ontology annotation, molecular function: metalloendopeptidase activity. Lineage: Eukaryota; Metazoa; Chordata; Actinopteri; Cichliformes; Cichlidae. Bases 288 to 1835 code for a protein of 515 amino acids. Gene Ontology annotation, biological process: mitochondrial protein processing; protein quality control for misfolded or incompletely synthesized proteins. The record is from RefSeq and is a predicted model, not a curated record. The transcript has 8 exons. Gene Ontology annotation, cellular component: mitochondrial inner membrane.